AUGACAGAUAAUAAAAAUACAUUGAAGGGUAGACCACCAAACAAUGACCCUGUCGAUCCUAUUGCUGGCUCGAUGGCUGGUGUAUCAAGGUCAUUAACCAGGAUACUAGCAGGAAUGUCAAGAGGUGGAAUUGCUGGAUCAUUCUCUGGAAUGGCAGAAGAGACAGCAGGAUACCCUCUGGACUUGAUAAAGACAAGGAUACAGGUACACGCCAAUCCAAAUGUCAGCUUUAUAAAUGUAUUCAAGGAGUUGAUACAGAAAGAAGGUUUUGUUGGAAUGUUCAGAGGAUUGAGCUCGCCACUGCUGGCAGCUGCAAUGGCUUCAGCAAUUCAGUUCACAACAUUUGAAAAGGUCAACUUGAAGAUUGAAACAUACUAUCCACAAGUGUCAAGUACAGUGCGUUACCUGACAUCUGGCGCAACAGCUGGUCUAUUUCAAUCAUUUGUAAUAUGUCCAGUCGAUGUUAUAAAGAGCAGGAUGAUGAUACAGGGUAUGGGACAUGGACAUGGUGGAGGAGGAGGAGGACAUGGAGGAGGUGGAACAUUAGCAUUGGCCAAAUCAAUAUUUAAAGAGAAUGGUAUUAGAGGAUUCUACACUGGAUUCACUGCCACCCUAUUGCGCGAUGUGCCAGGUACUGCGAUAUUCUUUGCAACCUACGUGGGUCUAAAGCAGAAACUUGGCGUCGAGGAGCAUGGCAAAUCACACAGUGCACGUGACGUCCUGGCUAUCCUUUUAGCUGGAGGAUUGGCUGGUAGUGCCUAUCGUAGCAGUACACAUUGUUUUGAUAUUGCCAAGACAUUGAUACAGACACAGACCACAACGCCAAAGUAUAAGGGUACACUGGAUUGUUUAAGACAACUAGUAGCAAGAGAUGGUAUCAAAGGUUUGUUCCGAGGAUACAUCCCAACUGUUGUAAGAUCAUUUCCAGCCAAUGCAGCAGGAUUCAUGGUGUAUGAACUUGUACAGAACAUC
Messenger RNA from Acytostelium subglobosum LB1, 972 nucleotides. RefSeq lists its product as hypothetical. Gene Ontology annotation, biological process: mitochondrial L-ornithine transmembrane transport. Lineage: Eukaryota; Evosea; Eumycetozoa; Acytosteliales; Acytosteliaceae. The transcript has 4 exons. Gene Ontology annotation, molecular function: L-ornithine transmembrane transporter activity. The annotation marks the transcript as partial. The record is from RefSeq and is a predicted model, not a curated record.